CAUAUAUUUUGUUACUUAAAAUCAUUUUUUUAAUUGUAUCUUUCUCGGCGCCAAUUAUUUUGCGUUCCAUUUAUUUAAAGUUUAAAUUUUAAACAUUAUUUUUGGUACGAGUUGCGAGCGCGUCGUUUAUUAAUUUGUAGAAGAAAUUUAAAGUUGUAUUUGUGAUUCAAAUUCAGUUUUUGUCAAGUUUUCAAAUUUUGCGGUAAUAAAAAGCAGACAAAUAGAAACUGUCAGCAGCAAUCAAUGGAGAGUACUCAUAAUAAAGAAAAAAAUGUUUUUAAAACUCAUAAUUAUAAAAAACCAUCUGGUGCUCAAUACAGAAAACGUAAAGCAGAAAAAGUUAAUAAUUUGAAGAAAAAUUAUAAAAAACAUGAAAAUUUUUUUACAUCGGAAAAUAGUGAUUGUAAAAAAAUAAAGGAAGGAGAAAAUGUUGCGCAUGUACUUAGUGAUACAUCAAACAGCGAUGACGAAGACGGAAUAGUGUCAGUCGGAAAUGUUCACUACGAUGAAAAAGAUAUCGAUAACAAAAAUGAUGAUGGCCAAAAUGGUGAUGUAAAUGAUCGCACCAAAGAAACAGCAAUCGAUUACUCAGACUGUGGUUUGUGGCCAAAUCAUCGCAACAUUCAAUUUGUUGAUUAUGUAAUUAAUAUAGGUGCAAUACAAGUGAAUUUGGACACAUAUCCACGCGAUAAGAAAAGACGACAUUUUUCAAAUGCUUUUCAAAUUUUGCGGACAAAAAAGCUAGAAAAGUUAUAUUUUAAAAUUUAAUAACUCUUGUUUAUAUAGUUAGAGGAUUUAUUAUAUGUUUAAUAAAAACAUUUGUUAUAUUUAAAGCAGCGUUGCGUUGUCUAUUUA
Hydra vulgaris (swiftwater hydra) is the source of this 855-nucleotide messenger RNA. The record is from RefSeq and is a predicted model, not a curated record. Lineage: Eukaryota; Metazoa; Cnidaria; Hydrozoa; Anthoathecata; Hydridae.